AUGGCGAACCGAGCGGGGGAUAUGGGCAUGGAUGUACAGGUCAACCGUAGGUUGAACAGCAGAUACGAUCCGGACACGGAAAAGGAAGUUAUUCAGUGGGUCAACCAACUGACCGGUGAAAAUGUGCCUUUAGGGAGGGAGAAUGUUGCUGCUGCCCUCAAAAACGGUCAAAUUCUUAUUAAGCAAGCUGGUGAACAAAGUGUACGAAGGCACGAACCCACUCCCACCCACAGUCACGAAGAAGAAGCACCCAUUCAAAGCCAACACAAUGGCGGCGCCAUUCAAGCAGGUCAGUCACCCUUCCAGGCCUUCGAUGAUAUGGAAAAUAUCCAAAUUUUCCUGACAGCUGCUGAAGCCUACGGAGUGCCUCGGACUAGCCUCUUCCAGACUGUGGAUCUCUUCGAGAUGAGGAACAUGGCUCAAGUUCUCAGCUGCCUCCUUCAACUCGGAACUGAAUGCCAGCGAAACAACUUUAGUGGACCAACCUGUGGACCGAAACCAACGUACGAAAAUAAGCGUGAGUUCACCGAAGACCAAUUGGCCGCCUCAAAGGCUAUAAUCGGUCUGCAGGCAGGCUCAAACAAAGGCGCCAGCCAGAAAGGCAUGAGCAUGGGCGCUGUUCGCCACAUCGCCGAUAUAAAGGCAGAUGACUUGUCAAAAGAAGGUCAGGGGAUUAUCGGUCUACAGGCGGGCUCGAACAAAGGCGCCAGCCAGAGCGGAAUGGCCAUGGGUGCGGUGCGUCACAUUGCGGACAUGAAGAUCGGCGAAAUGUCGGAUGCUGGUAAGACUUCGCUCAACCUCCAGACGGGCACCAACAAGGGUGCCAGUCAAUCAGGCAUGGCCAUGGGGGCAAUGCGUCAUAUUGCGGACCAGAAAAUUGCAGAGAUGACGGCUGAAGGAAAAAGCACUAUUGGUCUUCUGGCCGGCUCAAACAAGGGUGCUAGUCAAAGUGGCAUGUCCAUGGGCUCCGUGCGCCACGUGGCCGACCUGAAAGUAGAUCAAAUGUCCAAGGAGGGUCAGAGUGUCAUUGGUUUGCAGGCGGGCUCAAAUAAGGGCGCCAGCCAGAGUGGAAUGGCCAUGGGAGCAAUGCGUCACGUGGCCGAUAUAAAGGUGGAUGAAAUGACCAAAGAGGGCCAGGGUGUGAUCGGAUUGCAAGCAGGAACCAACCAAUUUGCGAACCAGUCAGGAAUGAGCAUGGGUGCUAGACGUCAUAUUGCCGAUAUCAAGGUUGGAGAUAUGUCGAAAGACAGUGCGGGCAUCAUAGGACUUCAGUCGGGCUCAAAUCAAGGCGCAAGCCAGGCUGGUAUGAGCUUUGGAGCUCAACGGCACAUAACUGAUGUCAAAGUGGGAGAACUAGAGUAG
Molecule: messenger RNA, 1362 nt
Organism: Hydatigera taeniaeformis
Lineage: Eukaryota; Metazoa; Platyhelminthes; Cestoda; Cyclophyllidea; Taeniidae
Source: the annotation of a GenBank genome assembly